GCAAAAGGAAAAAAAAAGGAGGAAGAACAAAGGAUUACGGAGUGCGUCAGUACCGGCGGAAGGGAACAAAACAGAGCCGCACGAAAUGGUCUUUUAAUCGCCGCCGCCGUUCGCUGGAGGAGCUGUCUGCCGCCACGAAUCGGAGGCCAUUGGGUAGCCGCUGCUCUGCUGCCGAGUUGGCCGACAUCUUCUUGAGAAUUUGAUUUGUUUAAUUCGUCAAUUAAUCGAGGUAACAUGAAUGAUGAAUAAAGAACUAUCCUGGAGGGCAGCGAGGGCAGAGAGAUGGAUGGAUGCUGGCUGGAGGAGUUUAUUAUUUAAUACUUAAGUUUGAAUUAAUUAUGUUUUUAAGGGCAAGAACCCAAAGUUGUAUUUUGAUUAAAUACUUAAAGNUGAGCUAGUGGGUUCGUCUAUGUGCGUAGUCGAACGUUAGAUAGAUUCCACUCAGCUUCAAUGCUGAGCGUGUAGCCCUUUUUCCUAUUUGCUACACGUAGGUAACAUGAAUGAUGAAUAAAGAACUAUCCUGGAGGGCAGCGAGGGCAGAGAGAUGGAUGGAUGCUGGCUGGAGGAGUUUAUUAUUUAAUACUUAAGUUUGAAUUAAUUAUGUUUUUAAGGGCAAGAACCCAAAGUUGUAUUUUGAUUAAAUACUUAAAGGCUUCCGCACCGUUUUGUGAACUCCGAUGAAUAUUUAUAAAUAUUGUUUUUGAAUUAAAUGUUUUAAAUGUUCUGAAAAUUAUUGUGUCUGAAUGCCAAUCUAGUAGCAACCCGAUCCGCUGGUCCUCGUAUUCGGGUCACGCGGGUUGGGGUGUUACAUUAAUGACUAAUUAUAUAAGAAUAACACUUGUGUCGGUGUAAAACUGCGGGGAAUAAUUGGGUAACUCAGUAGUGGUGUAAGUGUAGCAUGAUUGAAGAUAAAAAGAUGCGCAGAGCGAACCCCCAAAAAUCAGAUCUAGACGAAAGAUAAGAUAUGGAUGCACCUUAAUUGCCAUGAAAGACGGCACAAAAAUCUGCGCUGAGAAGGAUGGGAUUUCUGAAAAUCAGGAAAAGGAUCAACAAAUCGCCGUCAAAGAAGAGCGAGGAAACAUGGACUUGGACGAGGCAAACGAAGGCGACGAUGAUGAAUCAAGGGGCCACGAGGGAGAAGACUUCACACAAAUUUUCACGCCAAAGGUAUUAAAGAAAUUAAUUAGAUGUUGUUCGAAAGAGAGGGCAGGAGCUACAAGCAAAUCCCCAAAAUCAGAUACAGCCUCUAGGGUUUCUACGAACGGUAUGGAUGCCCCUUCUUCUUCCCCGUUUUGUACGGAAAAGACUGCUAUCAAUGAUGGCGUUGCUUGUAGCACCUUAAUUGCCAUGAACGUGGACGGAGCAAACAAAGGCGAGGAUGAUGAAGCAAGGGGCCUCGAGGGAGAAGACUUCACACAAAUUUUCAGGGUUGGGGAUCGUGAAGUUUGGGAGACUAAGAAUUUCUCCAAGUGGAGCAAAUUGAAUUGGCUCUGUUUCUCUCGGGAUUACGAUAUGGAUGAUUCCUUUUUUGAUAUAUCUACAGAAGAUUUCGAGCCCGGGGAGGAUCCCCGUUCCGGAAGACGCUUUGAGCUAAAGAUGGGCCAUUCGUUAUUGGACUAUCCUUUGGACGCACCAUGGGCAUACUGGUAUUUCAAAGAAGCUAGUGAAGGUGCCAAAGUAGCCAUUGCUUAGCACUUGUGCAAAAUGUUAGUGAAAUAAAAAAAAGUUUUCUAGCAUUUUGUGUCCGUGUAAACUAUUACACUGAAAAGUCAAACUAGAAAAAUACAUUAGGACUUGGGGAGUAACUUUUUCAUGAACUUCAAGGGGUUUUAUGAAAGUUUUUUUUGAUCAGUUAUCUCUCACGUUGUCUUUAAUUAGUAUUUUGUGUGCUUAGAUGGGAGAAACUUUUGAGUUUCAUAAGGUGACCAUGAUGAGAAUGGGUUUACAUUUUCAUAAACCUCGCGGUAGAGUAUACUUCAUUGGAAUAAUGGCAACACAUGUUGAUGAUGUUUCGCGGACGAAAGCACUGCAAGCCUCCUUAUUUCGACCUUUUGAAAACAAGAAAGUUUGGCAUUUGAGGGCCCUGAGGUGGGCGAUAUACUCUCCGUAGUUUUUGAGGUAAUUCCCCCUCUACUAUGUUUCCGUCUUUGUGGAAUUUCACAUGUAACAAGGCAAACAUUUUCCUUUUAGCUUUUCAAUAUGGAAAAUGUAAUGUGGAGCAUGGAGUGAAAUUGGGACAAAAAAGAAGGCACAUUAUUUGAGACCCCUCCUUAGAUCCCAAAGUGGUUCCUACCAUUCUAACCGGGGUCGUCCCCGAGGAAUCAAGGGUCUGGCACAAC
Cuscuta campestris is the source of this 2339-nucleotide messenger RNA. The record is from the annotation of a GenBank genome assembly. Lineage: Eukaryota; Viridiplantae; Streptophyta; Magnoliopsida; Solanales; Convolvulaceae.